Molecule: messenger RNA, 1643 nt
Organism: Capsicum annuum
Lineage: Eukaryota; Viridiplantae; Streptophyta; Magnoliopsida; Solanales; Solanaceae
Product: reticulon-like protein B9
Exons: 5
Coding region: 481-1131 (216 amino acids)
Source: RefSeq, a predicted model, not a curated record
GUACAAAAGUCAUUCGACUUUGCCUCAGAUUCACAACCUUUUCGUGAUUUUUUCCUUAGUCAACUAUGGUGGAACUUCUUAAUUGAAGGAGAUCUUCAUUCUCAAUUUGAUCUAGCCAUGUCCACAUGCAAUUUUAAGGAACUCAAAUUGUUGGAAGUUUAUACUUCUUAAGACUUUUGUAGCAAUUUGUUUGAGAAUAUUCUCUGAUAAAUUAGAGGCAAUGUGGUGUACAUAAAGCUACAAAAAGACUUAAUAGAGAUUCUAAAAGUUUGCCAAACGAAAAGUAUAGAAGAUGAAGGCCACUAACAGUAUGUGCACAAAGUUAAAAACAGAUGCAAACUCUAUGCUCAAGAAAUUCUUUUCUUUACCUCUUUCCUAGUUUCUUGGCCACUAAGCUUAGGACCUGAAAAUUGACUUAUUUAAGCUUAUUGGCUAAUCCAUGAUUUAGUAAAGAUCCACAUUUCCCAGAAUUUCAGAAUCAUGGCUACUUAUUCAUCUGAUUCUGAUAAUGAUUAUGCAUCAACAUCAAGACUUUUCGGCCGCCAAAGGCCUAUUCAUUCUGUUUUAGGUGGAGGAAGAGUUGCGGACAUAUUGCUAUGGAGAGACACGAGAUUCUCUGCAGCAAUUCUUAUCGCAGUUGCAGCAAUGUGGUUUCUUUUUGAGGUUGUCGAUUAUACCUUUGUCACUCUCGUAUGUCAUGUCUCCAUCACCUCUAUGUUAAUAGUCUUCAUCUGGUCUGCUGGUGCAGAUAUCUUUGGCUGGACACCUCCAAGUAUCCCCAAAGACAUAUUACAGGAUACUACAUUUGAAGAAUUUGCUUCAACAUUGCACAAGAAGUUCAACAAUUUCCUCUCCACAUGUCAAUUCGUAGCAUGUGGAAAUGAUGCAAAGUCCUUCUUUUUGGCCAUCAUUUCUCUCUAUGUACUAUCGGUCAUCGGAAACUAUAUCAGCACCUUGAACCUUUUGUUUUUUGGUUUGCUCUGCAUGGAAACUCUCCCGUUUCUUUACGAGAGAUACGAGGAAGAAGUCGAGGACAUUGCAUAUAAAAUGAAGAGACAAGUGAAAAGAACUUGCAGGAAGUUCAAUGCAGAUUUUCUAGGCAAAAUUCCGAGAGAGAAAAAGGGAAAAUAGGGUGGAAGUGGACUAAUCUUGUUAUCAAAAAAAUAAUUUAAAAAUCUGCAAUUUGAUCAAUGUACAUGAUAAUUAACUCAAUGGUACACCCUGUGAAAUGUGUUUGCAGAAUUAGUCAAAAUUCCAAUGAUGUGAAUGGAUAAGAGUUGACAAUGGUAGUGAAGGAAGCACUGACGAUUGACUUCUAUUUCUGGCAAAGGAACACAUCAAAUUUUUGAUGACUAAUAGUAAUGUGCUAUGUAAAACCAUACACACAUUGUCGGUCUAGCGGUGGGAGCAUAGCGUGUUACAUGUGAGUUAGGAGCACGUCACGACUUUAAAAUUAAGCGAAGAAGGAUAGAAAAGCGUGCUCAUUCUCCAUCGAAUUUCUAACCAUAUAAUUGGAUUCUAUAGUUGUUGAGAAACGAUAUUUCAACCAAAAUUUUAGUACUUACACGUAUAUAGUUUGUCUGUCCUUUAUGGAAACAAACCAUGUUACUUAUUGAAUCAACCUCAACAAUGAGGCUUGUGAC